Frankliniella occidentalis (western flower thrips) is the source of this 906-nucleotide messenger RNA. It is a transcript of the gene mRpL12, whose product is annotated as 39S ribosomal protein L12, mitochondrial. The transcript has 4 exons. The record is from RefSeq and is a predicted model, not a curated record. Gene Ontology annotation, molecular function: structural constituent of ribosome. Gene Ontology annotation, cellular component: ribosome; mitochondrial large ribosomal subunit. Gene Ontology annotation, biological process: mitochondrial transcription; translation. NCBI's taxonomy places the organism in Eukaryota, Metazoa, Arthropoda, Insecta, Thysanoptera, Thripidae. Bases 155 to 700 code for a protein of 181 amino acids.
CUCGUCACCGUCGUUUGUUUGUUUAAUAUGGCGCCGGUGAAGCAGUAGACUUAUAUGUGCAAAGUGUAUUUUCUUAGUUAAUUUUUUUGCGUGAUUUGCUGCUACUGAUUGUAGAUUUUUGACUUGUUAAAUUUUAGACAUAUCCUCUAUCAAAAUGCAAGCUGUCAGGUCUUCCUUGAGAAGAUGCCUUUCUCAAUGGGAUGCAGUCCAAAACUGCUGCGGCACUAUUGCUGCAAGACACAUGUCAGCAGAAGCUAUGCCAGCACCUACACCAGAUAAUGCUCCCAAAAUGUACCCCCUCAAAAUUGAGAAAAUUGUUGACGAAAUAGCUGGCCUAACUCUAGUUGAAGUAGCGGAUCUGUCAGAGCUUUUAAAGAAACGUUUGAACUUACCUGAUGCACCUGCCAUGCCCAUGGGAGGUUUCAUGCCUGUCGGAGCUGCUGCCGCUGCUGCCCCAGAGGAAGCCAAAGAGGAGGCGGUAAAGAACUCAUUUAAUGUGAAAAUUGUGAAGUUUGAUGAGAAACAAAAAGUUGCUCUAAUUAAAUGUGUCAAGGGUCUCGUAGAGGGCAUGAACUUAGUCCAGGCCAAGAAAUUCAUUGAAAGUGCCCCUGUUGUACUCAAAGAAAAUAUAGAAAAAGAGGAGGCAGAGAAACUUAAGGCUGAAUUAACAGCAAUAGGCGCUGAAGUAGUUUUGGAAUAAGGUUUCUGCUAGUUAAGAAAUAAAUUUGUUUGUAGUUAAAAAUGUUGCAUUUUGAAUCAUGCCUCGCGACUAAAAAAAGUAUAAAUCGUUCCCUGAUUGGUGUUUCUGGAAUGAAAGAAGUUGUGUUCAGCUAAAAGAUGAAUGAAUAUGGGCGCAUGAAUGUAUGUGUAAUUUGUCAAUAAAUCACACAUUUGUAACUUUCAUAA